Molecule: messenger RNA, 2937 nt
Organism: Ziziphus jujuba (common jujube)
Lineage: Eukaryota; Viridiplantae; Streptophyta; Magnoliopsida; Rosales; Rhamnaceae
Product: protein CYCLOPS
Exons: 11
Coding region: 793-2481 (562 amino acids)
Biological process (GO): arbuscular mycorrhizal association
Cellular component (GO): nucleus
Molecular function (GO): sequence-specific DNA binding
Source: RefSeq, a predicted model, not a curated record
CAUUGCUGAGCCUGAGGUCAGCUUAUAUUAUUAUAUUUCUCUUAGAAAAUGCCUUUAAAUUAAUGGGAAAUUUUCCUCACCGUUUAUUCUUCGAAUAAUACGGGGUAAGAUCGUUUCCAUGGAGUUUCACACUCUCAAAAAUACCCAUUUGAACAUUCAACUUACUGCGCCACAAUUUACGUUUUCGUGAGAACGAAAAAGACAAAUAUACGGCGAUGGCAUUUUCCAGAAAACCCAUUACUAUAGAUUCCUCGGUUUUUAUAUUUUAAUAAUUGUAUGACCAUAGCCCACCAUUUACUUGUCAAAUUGAUUCAAUAAAAAAUAGGUUAGAAUAAUCUUGGUAUAUGGGACCUUUUCUUGACCAUAGGCUGGUUAAGAUUGAAGUUUGUAUCUGUCCCACCUGGUGUUGGCUUUGUCCAGGGAGGUUUUUGGGUUGAUGAUUGCUGAUAAAGAGUCUCAUAUUUUGGUUGGUUGUGAGAGCCAGGGAGAUUACCAUAUUUUCUCGUAAGCAGAAAGGUUGUCUUGUUUUAGGUCAAAAUUGUUGGAGGACACUUUUUCAUUAUAGUUUGCAAGUUUGAAAGUUAGUUGGGUUAUUGGCGUUCUUCACGUUAUUGGAGUCUUCACUUCUUCUUGAGUGAAAUUCAAUCUCUAGUUUUCGAGGAAUUUGAUUUGACAAAGUUUGAGUUUUUCGUGAUUGUUUGAUGUGUAGUGGAUUCUUGUGGUUGAAGGUUUUUUAGGUAGUAAAUACUAGUUCUGUUUGAAGGGAGCUUUCAUUUUCUUGUUUCUGUUAGUAUGUUCAUUGAUGGAAAUAAGGGAAACUCCGCUAAUGAUUCUUCCUUGAAGCCGGGAAAUAUUGAACAGAAUCAAAACUCAUUUCAAACUCCAACGCUUCCAAGGAGCGAGGGGGAGAAGAAUUUCAUGGACAUGGAAGGAAGGGGGCUUUCAGACUUGUAUAGAGAUCCCAGCGAGGAGUUGUUUCUGAGAUCUUAUAUGGAGAGCUUGCCUGGACCAAACAUGGAUAUGUUGGGCUUUAAGAACCUAUCUCAAAACCUUCGUGCAGAUAGUGAGGAGCUCUUCAAAAGCUGGCUCACAAAUGGAGAGAAUAAUGGCUAUAACUCACCAAGCAUUGCACUUCGUACUCGACAAGGAUCAAGGAGGAUAUCCACCGAACUAGCCACUUUGUCGUCUCAGCAACAAUCUGGUGUGCUUCAAAAGAGGAAAAGCAAUGAUAUUUUAUACCCACAGAAUAAUGCCAUGGCCGAUGAUAUCCCAGGCAAUGUCAACGAUCACUCGAUCAGGAAUGCAACUGAAAGGGGAGUACAAGCUAGUGAGCUUUAUCUGGCUAAGGUGUGGUUUCAUAGUUCUCAACCAAUGACAAGAAGCCGAUCCUCUGAAUUGCGGAGGAGGUAUGCUGCCAUGCAAAAUGUUCAGACACCUGUAGGUUUGGAAGGCCUGCACGAUAUUUCUGCAAAUGGUGCCAAUGCAAUGAAACAAGAAUUCGCAUAUUCAAAUGUAUUUAGUGACCCUUCCAUGUGUGAGAUGCCCAAUCAAUUGGACACAUUCAUGUCUCCAUCUAAUUCAUCCUCAUCUACCUUUAAUACUCAACCGAACGACAUGGAUAAAAUUUCUUCUGUUGUGAGCAUGCUAAAGGGAACGUUAGAACGCAAGAAGCGUAGCAACCAGAUUGAGAAAGAAGUUUUAGAGGAUGAUAGCUCUAAUGGGCUUUUUCCUAUUCCAGAAGUUAUAGUCAACACUAACUUCCAUCAAGCACAAAGGAAUCAAAUUCAUGAAAAACCGCCAACUUUUUAUGAAGUAUCUCCUCUCCAAAUUAAGGAUCAUGGAGUUAUACAUACAGUUGAUGGAUCAAUGGAUCUUGAACUGGAAGGUUUUGUUAAUUCAAACCCGAUUCAAUCGAGCAGAGUUUCUCAAGAACCUUCCCAAAGUGAAUCUUCUGCAGCUGCACCAGUAGUUUCAUCGGGCAUUGAUGCAUGUGAUGGUCCCAGUAACUCGAGCCAAACUCUAGGUGCUUGUGAGAGUUCAAGGAAACAAACUAGAAACAGGAGAACAGAAACUGGCUCUAGAGCUAAAGAUAUUAGAGAACGGAUAAUUGACAAUUUGAAAGAUGAUCGAAAGAGGGCAACUCUUGUCCGACAUGGAUCUGUGACAUCAGCUGUUUCAGUUAUCAAGGAGGAUGCAACAAAAAAACGUAGGGUGGAGCGGUCAAGAAAAAUGGCUGAGGCAAAGGAAAGGAACUUAACUCCAGCUAUUCCAUCAGAUAUGCAAUCUGUCUUGAAGCGGUGUGAAACUCUUGAGAAGGAAGUUCGAUCCCUCAAACUUAACUUAUCCUUUAUGAAUAGGAAGGAUUCUGAGCAGACCAAACAAAUUGAGGAUCUCCAAAAGCAGAACGAGGACUUGUUGGAAGAAAAAGAAUGCCUCAUAGAAGAGAUCAAGAGGAUGAUCUCAGAACCUGGGAAUAUUUGAACAUUAUUCUGGUUGUGCUUGUACUCGUCCCCUUCAGCAAUAUAAUUUGGGUUUAAGCAGCAAAAUUUUGGCUAACAUUCAAAGAAAUUUCAAGGACCCAAAUUCAGGUACAAACAGAAAAAUGCAGUCUUGGUUACAAAUAAGGAAGUGUUGAGGCCCUUGAUGUUUUAGUAAAGCAGAAUUGGCCAAUUUGCUGAAUUGAAUUGUAUGAAUUUAUGAAAAUGUUUAUUAACCAGCAUAUAUGUCUAUGGUAAGUCAGAAAGCAAUUUAGCUUGUAAAUUGUAGUUGGAGAGAGUGAGGUAAAGCAAAAUGCAUUUAUUACAAUACACUAGUAUCCAUACUCUGGGCACAAGCUCUGAUAUAUUGUCUUGCAAGAUGAUUGUACCUACUUUUGGGUAACAAGAUGGUUGUACUUUCACCUCAUCGUAUUGGAGCAAGAUUAUGAAUAUAAAAUAU